Anopheles coustani is the source of this 2916-nucleotide messenger RNA. RefSeq names its product actin nucleation-promoting factor WASL-like. Gene Ontology annotation, cellular component: plasma membrane. Gene Ontology annotation, biological process: actin filament organization; regulation of Rho protein signal transduction. Bases 853 to 2628 code for a protein of 591 amino acids. Gene Ontology annotation, molecular function: actin binding; small GTPase binding. The transcript is spliced from 6 exons. The record is from RefSeq and is a predicted model, not a curated record. Lineage: Eukaryota; Metazoa; Arthropoda; Insecta; Diptera; Culicidae.
CAGCGUACGAUGAGCUACAUUUGUUGAUGGGCCGUAGGCGCGUGUGUUUCGGGUGUACAUAAAAAGGAAGCAGUAUGAUUUAAUUUGUCAUUCCCCUUUGAUUUAUCUUGUCCUCAUCACGAUCGGGUAGUUUUUCGACGACCCAAAAGGUAAACAGCCCUACGUUGGGUGUUGGUGGAGCGAAGUGUGCCACCUCGAAAGCAGUGGAUCGUCGUCGUCGGUGUGUGUUCCUGUGAAAAAUGCUUCCGUUUGCGGUCAGUCAAACCCAACAUGAUUAAAAGCCAUUCCUGGUGAAUCAUUACUUGUGCCACUUGAUGGGUCGCUGGAUUGUUUAUCUCUGAUUUGUUGCCUGUUACCAUAUUGGUGUGCAUUGCGAACAGCCAGCUGUCGUCAUCGCUCGGUGAAAAGUCGCUCGUUUCAUAACUUAAAUUGAUCGAAAUUCACGCUCACGGCCAGUGUGAAACCACGGAGGACAAAACAGGUGUCACCUACGAUAAGUGCGGUUGUGCUUGAUAAAGCUUAUCAGACGUCGGGUGUUUCGGGACGGUGGCCAUUAAAGCCAUCUUUUAUCUGUGCAAAACACAAUAAAGUGUAUACGACAUCCGUGUCCGUGGCGUCCAUUGGUUUCGACACUUAUCACAACCAACCGCUCAACAAUCAAUAACUACCAACCGCCAGACAGCUUGUUACCCUCACAAUUUAAGCCAAAUUGUUGGAAAACGUUCGACAUCAGGAUACUGAACAGCGCAUCGUGAUUCAUCCCGGAAGUUUCCCACGUACCACGCAGAGUGAGCUUAAGUUUUAGCUGCAGAACCGAUCAGCUGGACGACAGGAAAAAUAAAAAAAAAAACGAUGAAGCAACCGGGUGGCAUUGACACCGCGGGCGACCGGAACUCCACGGCCAGCAAAGCGAACCGACCCAGCCUGCUACUGACGAACGAGGAAAAUGAUCAACUUUUCCGCCUCCUCGGCCGACGCUGUCAGACACUCAGCACAGCGGUCGUGCAGCUGUACACGACGCAGUCUCCGGCCCACGCGUCCUGGGUCAAACGAUGCACCGGGGCCCUCUGCUUCAUCAAGGAUAACAUGCGCAAGUCGUACUACUUCCGGCUGUACUGCCUCAAGGCGAACCUAAUGGUGUGGGAGCAGGAGCUGUACGAAAAGAUCGAGGUAACGCAGCCAAAACCGUAUCUCAUCACGUUCGAGGGACAGGAUGGCAUAGUUGCGCUGAACUUUGCCACUGACGACGAGGCUGCCGGAUUUAUGAGCACGACCCUUACCACCGUGCACAAUCGCAACAGGCGCCGCGAUGAGCGCGUCAAGCGAACCAGCACGCGAAAGGAUCCGCCACCGGCCAGGCCACCACCACUGUCGACGAUGGUCGGCGGCAGCCAGCAUUCGGAUGCAUCCGACACGGGCGUUACGUAUCGCAUGAAACAACCACCCACGAGUAAGACUCCAUCGUGUUCGAUUUAUUUGAUUGUUUUAACGAAUCGCACUUACCCGGCUGUUUGUUUUCCAGCCGUCUCAGCAUUCCAGCAGCCGUACCCGGUACACCAGCAGCAGCAUUCGCAGCAGUUGGCCAACCAGCCGCACCAGAAGCCGCGCAAGGUGAAGGGUAUGGGCAAGCUGUCGAAGGCGGACAUCGGGACGCCGUCGAACUUCAAGCACGUCACGCAUGUCGGCUGGGAUCCGCACCACGGGUUCGAUCUGAGCGGCGAAGAGGACACGCUCAAGCCGUUCCUCGCGAAGGCUGGCGUUCGGGAUCAGCACUUGAAGGAUCGUGACACAUGCGCGUUCAUUUACGACUUCAUCCAGACGAACAACGUGCUCGGGCAGGUGAAGUCGGAGAGCAGCGGCAAGAAGCAGAAGCCACCAGCACCCCCACCGGUACCGGUUCGUAGCCAAACACAGCCAACGCAGGCCGAGUCCUCCGAAGGCUAUCCAUCGCUUUCCCCGCAUCAAGCUCAUCUCAUCCCCAUCUUGCCUCCCACCACUCACGAACAGCACCAGAACCAGCCCGACAAUGGUCAGCGGAAUCCGCCCCCUCCGCCGCCGCACCGCACGCUUCCCCCACUGCCGCCGACCACUCCGCCGAAGGUGGCGGGAAGCGGCGGACCGCCGGCGGUUACGCGUCCCCCACCACCACUGCAGUCGACACCGGGGCCACCGCCGCCGCCGCCACCACCACCCGCGAUGACUGGUGGGCCGAUACCACCGCCACCCCCGCCAGCCAUGAUGCCUCCGGUGAAGGGGCUCGCUCCGACCAUUCCUGGCGGAGCUGCGGGCGGCGCCCAGGACGACCGAUCAGCCCUGCUGGACAGCAUCCGUAAAGGCACAACACUGAAGAAGGUGGACCAAAGUGCACUCAGCACCGGCAGCAGCAGCGGGGACACGCGCGGCGAUCUGAUGUACGAGAUCCAGAAGGGGUUCCAGCUGCGUCCGGUGGCGGACCGCGAGCUCGGGAACGCGCCCGGUGACCGGAACAGUGCCGGCGGCGGUGACGUCGGUACGGACGCGCUGGCCGAUGCACUCCGGCGUGCGCUGGCCGAACGCGGCCGCGUCAUCCAACCGUCGGACGAGGAGGAUAGCGACUCGGAGUCGAACAACACCGACUGGGAGGAUUAGAAAGCAUCGAGCGAUCCUAUUUUUAUUAACCAUUCUUACCAGCGAUGUCAAAACGCGGCGCUGAAUAUAAUUCACACACAUUCUAUAAAGAAAAUAACACACUUAAUAUGCAAUGCAAGACGAGAGGAGGGAGCCGAAGCGCAAGAAAAAUAAACCCGGGAAAGUAACGUUCCCUGUGGCCCCAGCUGCCUUUCCACGGGAGGGAGGAAAAAACCCAAAAAAAAAACAUGUCAUGCGGAACAAUCUCAACACCCGUCGAGCGAGUUAUCCUGUUUUUUGUUCGUGAUA